Messenger RNA from Poecile atricapillus (Black-capped chickadee), 3319 nucleotides. Its product is annotated as heat shock 70 kDa protein 12B-like. Gene Ontology annotation, molecular function: ATP binding; ATP-dependent protein folding chaperone. NCBI's taxonomy places the organism in Eukaryota, Metazoa, Chordata, Aves, Passeriformes, Paridae. The record is from RefSeq and is a predicted model, not a curated record. The coding region runs from base 132 to 1871 and encodes 579 amino acids. The transcript is spliced from 4 exons.
UCACAUCUCUCUCUAGCCAAUAAAAGCAGGGGAGGUUGCCCCUCCCCGUGCAAUAUCAGUUUCAGUCCGGUCCCAUCCCGGUUUACCCUUUCUCUGCUCCCAGAGCUGCGCGCCUCUGCACUGCAGUGGCCAUGGCCAGCCAGUCAGUCUUUGUUGUUGCUAUAGAUUUUGGCACAUCCUACAGUGGGUACUGUUUUUCUCUUGCUUCAGGUACAGACCAAAUCCGGCAGGUUAACUGGGGAAUAGAGCAUGGGCUCAAGACCCCAAAGACACCUACGUGCAUUUUGUUCAACCAGAAGCAGGAGUUCAAAUAUUUUGGCUAUGAUGCUGUGAUGAGGUACAAGAGCCUGCCCUCCAGCCAAGCUGACAGCUGGUACUUCUUCGAGAACUUCAAGAUGCAGCUGUACAACACGAGUGUCACAGCUGGCAUGCAGCUGAAAGCCACCAAUGGAAAGACACUUCCUGCUCUGACAGUCUUUUCUGAAAGCCUGCGCUACCUGAAGAAACAUGCUUUGAAUACCAUUAAGGAGGCCUCUUUCCAAACUGUCUACGAUCCAGAGGAGAUCACCUGGGUCCUUACUGUCCCAGCCAUAUGGAGCGCUGCUGCCAAGCAGUUCAUGCGUCUGGCAGCAAAAGAGGCAGGAAUUAUCUCUGACAUGCUCUCUAGGAACCUGAUCAUUGCCUUGGAGCCAGAAGCUGCAUCACUGUGGUGCAAGCAGCUUCCACAGGAAGGGUUUAUGGCAGACAGCAGUGACAAGAAGAAGUUUGAAGACUCCCCUGGGAUCCAGUACAUUGUCGUUGACUGUGGAGGUGGCACAGUAGACAUCACAGUACAUGAGAUCCAAGAAGACCAUUACCUAAAGGAGCUACACAAGGCAGCUGGAGGUGGAUGGGGAGGCAACAGAGUGGAUGAAAACUUCAUCAGUUUCCUCAAGGAAAUAUUCAAUGAUGGCGUAUGGGAUGAAUAUGUAAAGAAGCACCCUACUGAAUUACAAAGUAUGAUGUACAACUUCAGCCUACAGAAAUGCUCUGAUAGAAGGGAGGCAGUCUACAUGCAUUGCUACUACAACUUGACCAAAGUGGCAGAGUCCAAGAAGGACAUCUCCCAGUUCUUUGAAAAAGCAGCAGGAGCUGUGUGGUGUGAUGGGACAAUCAAGAUUACAUAUGAGAAAAUGAAAAGCUUGUUUGAGUAUAGUAUCAACAAUAUAAUUUGUACUUUGAGUGAAAUUCUUUGCAAACCUGAGAUGGACAAAGUCCAGUAUAUUUUACUUGUGGGAGGCUUUGCAUCCAGCAUCAUCCUGAGAGAUGCAGUCAGGCAGGCCUUUAGCAGCAAGUAUCACAUCCUUUGUCCCAUGGAGGCCCAGGUGGCCAUUGCAAAAGGGGCUGUUUUAUUUGGAAUUAAUCCCCGUAUGAUUACCUCAAGAAUCAGCUGUAGGACAUAUGGCUUAGAAAUAUGUCAGAAAUUUGAUGAUGCUAUCCAUGAUGCCCGUAAACGGAGGGUCUCAAAAACUGGUGACUAUAUUUAUUGCACAGGUCUCUUCUGUAAACUGGUGGAAAUUGGGGAAUCAGUGAAUAUACAGGAAGUUGCCCACUAUGAUUUCUAUCCGACAGAACCAGAUCAAACAAAGGUAGCCUUUGCUUUCUAUUGUACAAAAAACCAGAAUGCUCGGUAUGUAGAUGAGGAAGGGAUGGAACAGCUUGGCUUCUGUGUAGUGCCAUCACCAGACACGAGGCUGGGGAAAGAUCGCAAGCUGAAGGUGGCGAUUAAAUUUGGGCUCACUGAAUUUGAAGCCACAUGUACUGAUGUUACUUCCCAAGAAAGUCAGACAGUUAUAAUAGAUUUUUUAUCUUAUAAUUACUCCUCAUAUUGAACAGAUCUUAGAUGUCUUUCCAGCCAUUAUGAUUCUAACAAUUCUAUGACUUCUACAAUAGAAGAGACAAUUGGACCAAUAAGUCCAUCAUGCAACUUUCUAUUUACACAGGAUAAUUACAAGUCUGAUUCUCUGGUUCCUUCCAUUCCUCACCCACCACCCUUUCAGUCCAACACCUCAUUUUCUCUUGUAUCUGAUAACGUGUUUGUCUGCUGCUUUAUCUCAUGUCCUUUUAGCUUGCAUCUCUGUACACAAUAGUCCAUACCACCAAUACAAUCAUCUGUGACCUACCUGUGUUUGAUGAAAAGCCUCUGGACUGGGGUCUAACUUCCACAUAAAGCAGACCAUAGCUGUUUAUUUUAGCCUGGUGUCUUCUUGCAGCUACAUCUUCUCUUUCUCUGACAUCAGGUCACUUUAUCUGAAGUCCAGGUUUAAUUCUGCUGGGGGUGACAUUCAGUGGAUUUCUCUUUUCUUCAGAAUAUCAUUUAUAUAAACUCUGUGUAAUUAAAGCUCCAGGGUCCCAGACAAGAGAGCUGAGUGAACCAGUCUAGGGGCUUGUGUCCAAAACCUGUGGGAGUGUUGUUUCUAUUAAAUGAUUGGGUGGUUUGAUCUCAUUAAUUGGGCAGAUAUGAAUGCCAGAUUGUAACUUUACAGAUAUGAAUAGUGCAUAUGCUGUUGCCUGAUGACUCUGUCCACCUCUGGGUGCUCUCUGCAUCUCUGAUUUGGGCAUGAUAAUUUUCUACAUCACCUCCUCCUGCUUGCAUCAUCUGUGCAAAAGUCCAGCACAGUGUAGGCUUCCUGGGCCAAAAUUUGUCCAAGAAAAGGGUGCAGUCCUACAGUGUGCUGGGUCUGGCUGAGGUGGAGUUGACUUUCUUCAUAGUGACCCUUAUCUUGGUGUGUGGUUUGGGUCCAGAAUGAUGCUGAUAACACACUGAUGGUUCAGGGGUUGUGAGGGGUGGGUUGGGGUUUGUGGAGUUGGCUUUCUUCCCCUCCACUAAGGAUGUAAAGUUUCUCUGCUGAACACCACCAGCCUCCAGCAAUGCAAAUUCUUGGUUAGCUGGAUACCAUGCAAGAAAGCUCAGCACUGUCAUCCUUAUUAGUUGAAUGAUUGCAUUAGAGUUACUGCUGGCCAGGUACUGAAUGUUGUUAAUCACUAGAGCAGCAUUCAGAGGACUAAUCUGCAUAUAUGCUAUGUCCUAUGAUACGUAAAAGUGGAAUGAUUUUGAAGUUACUACCUUUGCUUUUACAUUUAAAUGUUAUGUAUGUGUCAUGGAGUUACUUUACCUUUAAGGAAAGUUGGAGUUACUGGGGACUGCCUACAGUCUUUCUCAUGACCAAUUAUCGGUCAUUGCUGAGAAUUGACAGCAGUUUUAGCCAUUGAAAAGUGAGAUCAACUUGUGAACCCCACCUUAAAGUGUACAACCAGAACGCUGUUGUGCUCUUUGUUG